Messenger RNA from Betta splendens (Siamese fighting fish), 2417 nucleotides. RefSeq lists its product as uncharacterized. Gene Ontology annotation, molecular function: protein binding. The transcript has 8 exons. Gene Ontology annotation, biological process: proteolysis. Gene Ontology annotation, cellular component: extracellular region. Lineage: Eukaryota; Metazoa; Chordata; Actinopteri; Anabantiformes; Osphronemidae. The record is from RefSeq and is a predicted model, not a curated record. The coding region runs from base 123 to 1073 and encodes 316 amino acids.
UCCUCUUCAGGAAGCAGAGCAGGAAAAUGGGAGGUGUUAAUCAGCUCUAUAAACAGAUGGACAGUCAGGAUGACUGGACACACUCCUCUACUCACACUUCAACUCCUCAGUGAUCAGACGUCAUGAUGCAGUUCAUUCAUCUCUGUCUGGUUCUGGCAACAGUCCAGCUGCUCUUGGUCUCAGCAGAGGUGAUACCUUUGCCAGAGGGAGUCAACGUCAUAUUUUCGCUACCAGGAAGCUUUGAAUCUUGUACCAAACAUGGCUGUGGGAACUUUGUGAGUUGUGUGUCUGAGCUAAAUCAAGGAAGCAACAACAUGUUGGCGUUGGACAACCUUGUGCUGUCUGACAGUGGCAGCUACUGCUGCAGAACCUCCAACGACGACUGUGGACUGGAGCUGAACGUAGUAAGAGGUUGUAUAAAGUCAUUUCUCAUUGAUGUUGAGUUUACACAAGAUCACACACUGGAAAUAAAAGGAGGUACAACAGACGACUGUAUGAAAGCCUGUACGUACGACACGACCUGCCAAUACUUCACAUUUAUUAAAAGCAAAGGACAAUGUUCUCUUAUGGGGUCGAAAGGUCCUCUGAGGAUAAAACGUAACAGCGACGCCAUCUCAGGCUACUCACGCAAACGCUGCUGCACUCCUGAGUUCAUCUACCAAAAUGGGUCAGAAAAGCCAAACGAUGUUCAAGGAAGCCUGAAUCUUCAGUUUCACAAUGAAUCUAAAAGCUGGUUUGAAGCCUUCGGGUUCUGCCGCACACAGAAGCAGACACUGGUUCAAAUCACUAAUGACACAGUGAUGAACAAUGUGACACACCUCCAGCAAAAUGAGACAGUCACACAGAACGGGGUGUGGGUCGGUCUGGAACGCCCCAUCUUUGGCUGUGACACCACCUGGAGGUGGAUUUCAGGAGGAAGUGUUAACACGUCUCAGUGGAACAGCAGCUCUCCUCCAUCCUCCACUAACAAAUACUGUGGGAAGAUAAUCUGGGUGAACGAGACACGAACAAUCAAACUGCUUGAUGACGACUGUUUUAAUAAGUUGCCUUUCAUCUGCCAAGGUUCUACAUAAAUCUUUUGUUGAAUGGACGCUGUUCACUUCAAUUCUUUUUGAAUCGUAUGUUAUUAUUUAUGUUAAUUUUCUAGUUUUCUAUUGCAGCAUCAUGAGAAACAUGAUGAAGUUGUAUGUCUACUGUGGUUCAUGUGUAUAUAUGACAUAUUUUAUUUCCAUUAGUAUAAUUAAUAAAAUUGUCUUUAGCAACAACAUAAAACACCAAAUAAACAUUUAAGAUGAAAAGUGCAAUUACAGCAGAGCAUCACUGCAGAUUACCUGCACUCGACCUCAUUAUUGGCCCAUUAUGUAAAAACUCUACACACAAGCCAAUCAGACAUCAGCACUUGGAGAUUACCAACUCACAUCUUGACCAAAAUGAAACAAUCAAAACGUAACACUCCUUUCUAAAAAUCUAAUUUUUGCAACAAAACCUUACACACAAGCUCCAUUUGAAUCACCUUGUGUGCCGAAUCCACCCUUGGAUUGAUUUGCCCACGUUUUUGGCCAGAUUGAAGCCUGCCUCAUCUACGUAGAUCGUGUGGCAGUUCAGCAGCAUCAAACUCCAUCAAACUCUGCCUGAUGUUCUGCUGUAAUAGUGAUGAUGAAAAUAAGUGCAACCUAAUUAUGCAAAACAAGUCAAAGUGAUUGAUAAAAACUGUAAGCAUUUAGAGAAUUUGUAACAUCCUACACAAACAUUAACUUCACAGAUUUCACCUUUUGACCAUUGCAGUUCCCAUUUGCAUCAAUGUCCAUAAUAGUAAUUCUUACUGGAGAUAUUCUAUAUUUAGCAUUUACUGACUGUUGCACUUCUUGUUAGAAGCUAAACUGCAUUUUGUUCUUCUGCACUUACUGUAACAUUAGUAAUAAAAAUAAACUUUAGUCUAAUCUAAUCUAAAGGUUUCUUUUAUAAAUACUGUAUGUUGUACGUAAAACUCCAGUAUAACAUCUGACUACUGAUUCUGAAUACUGAUAUUUGUGAUGUUUGUCACGAAUGAUGAACAGAUAUCAGCUUUUGUGACCAAACAGCCUCUCACUGUACAUUGUACAGUGUCUCUGAAUGUGGAUUUUCAUAUAACCAGGAUGUGGUUUGUUGCCUUUGGAAAAACAGUUUCAUUUAAAAAAGAAGAGUUUUUCUGUCAAUAUGAAAUUAUAGGUAACAAUAUAAUGACAAGUAGAAACAGAAGCAUCUUAAUUGAAUGUUUUUAUUUAUAUAAUAUUAUAUAUUUAUAUAAUAUAAUAUAAUUUAUUUAUUAUAUUAACGUAACAAACCAACCAAAUUAAUGGACAGACUUCAGUAACUCAGGAGUGGAUGUGGGUGUGUUUAUGUAGAUGGGAAGUAAAUGUCUCUAUAAAGUGAUGGAC